Messenger RNA from Contarinia nasturtii (swede midge), 1547 nucleotides. RefSeq names its product zinc finger protein 287-like. Lineage: Eukaryota; Metazoa; Arthropoda; Insecta; Diptera; Cecidomyiidae. The record is from RefSeq and is a predicted model, not a curated record. The transcript has a single exon. The coding region runs from base 1 to 1329 and encodes 442 amino acids.
AUGGUUUCCAAUUCGGAUCCAGGUGAAGAUACCUCGGAUGGUCGAUUUAAACGCAAGCGAAAGCAAAAGCCAAACAACUCAAAGUUCACAAUCAAAAUCGAAAACGACGUCAAAGUGGAAAAGGUGGAACCAAUUGAUGACGCAUAUAUGGUUCAAUGCUCACCACCACCAUCGCCAAUCGAAGCAAUUGGCGCGAUUAAAUCGGAGAGCGAGAGCGACAGUGAGGUGUGUAAUAAAUACGAUCUUGAUUGUGCGAAACAAGAAAUCAAGAGUGAAGACGAAGAAUGUGCAAAGAAAAGUUGCUGCUCAUCAGGUGAUGUUUCAAAUCAACGCAAAGACGAUAAUCGGAAUGAUGGAAAUCGAUUUCAUCCAGAACAAAACAAGUUGAAUGGCGAAGGUCAAAGCGGACGUAAUUCCAAGGGAAAGAAACGAAGAGGCGCAAAGAAGGAAAAUACAUCGAAAGAUGCAAAGAAAUCAGCUGUAAAGAAGGAGAAGAAAUACAAAUGUCAUGUGUGUGAUUAUGCUGCAUCGUGGAAAAUCAGUCUCAUCAGACAUAUCCGAAGACACACCGGCGAAAAGCCUUUCGUAUGUGAAAUAUGUGCAAAGGCUUUUACACAAAAGAAUCAUUUGAAUCGACACAAGAAAGUCCAUGCCAACGAAUUUUCAUUCCAUUGUCCAAAGUGUCGUCGUGGAUUCGAACAAGAAGUCGAAAAGAUUAAACACGAAAAUCAAUGCCAACAUCGACAAUAUCAAUGUAUUGUAUGCAAAUACACCACUGAUAAUUUGUCAAGUCUCAAGAAACACAUGCUAAUCCAUAGUGAUGAGAAGCCUUUCCAAUACCGCGUUUGUUCAAAAACAUUUAAACGAAAAUAUCAUUUUUGCCAACAUUUACGCAUUCACACCAAACAACUACCGUUUGCCUGCUCAAAAUGUGGACACCGAUUUGCUGUCGAAAUCGACAAACAAUCGCAUGAGGAUCGAUGCAAGUGUCGACGAUACGAAUGCCAUAUUUGCCCACAUAAAUGUUUCAAGAAAAGUCAUUUGAAAUACCACAUGCAAUCAAAGCACACAGGCGAAAAACAAUUUCAAUGCAAAAUGUGUGAUAAAAAGUUUGUUUUGAAAUGUCAGCUCAAGAAACAUUUGGCGACUCAUGCUAAACCGCGUCCAAAUCGUUGCAUCAAAUAUUGUCGUCGAUUUGCAAACGAAGGCGAUAAGAAUGAACAUGAAGAACAAUGCAAUCGUCGCCACUAUGAAUGUUACAUCUGCAAAGUUUUAGUUCGCGAUUCAAUGCAACUAAGAGGUCAUAUGCGUAACCGGUCAUACCGGUGACAAACCAUUUCCAUGCAAAUGGUGCGAUGCCCGAUUCUCUCUUCAAGGCAACGCUAAUUUCCACAUGAAGAAACUUCAUCGUCAAAAGAAGUGAAGAUCCGCGCAACCCGAUCACUACAUUCCACACCAAUGGAUUACAACAACAGAUAUUCAUCAUUUACUCGCCACCAUUUUAUUCAAAGUACUUUUUCUAUUCAAUAAAAUAAAUUGACUUAUAA